This is a messenger RNA of Paramecium sonneborni, 2042 nucleotides long. Lineage: Eukaryota; Ciliophora; Oligohymenophorea; Peniculida; Parameciidae. The record is from the annotation of a GenBank genome assembly.
AUGAUCAAGAAAUUUUCUUUAAACUUCAUAUCAUCUGAACUUGAAUGCUCUUUUAAAAAAUGGAUGAUUGAACAAAAUCAAUUCAUUUAUGAGACUACUCUUGUCACAAUCACAAUUUAUCUUAUAAUCAAUCUAAUCAAUUACAAUAGCGACGUCAUUUACAUUAUUACAACUUCAAUUUGUCUUUGCAUAGAAUUGACAAUACUAUUCUUCUAUUAGAAAUAUCCUUUUCAAAGAGAGAAAAUCUAAGGCUUGAAUCUCAUAAUUUUUAGUAUUACUCUAAAUAUUUAUAUGAUUUAAAACCAAGCUAAUGACACAUCCAUAGAGAUGGGAAUCAUGAAAUAUAGUACACAAUAAAUUAUUAUAGACAAGUAUUAUAUCUAUAGGGAAAUCGAUUUAGAUGCCAAACUUUGAUCUUGCUUCUUGGUUAUGGAGUAGAAGUUUCAAUAUCUCAAUGGGAUGUAGUUCGAUAAAUAGUAUAUGGUUUAUUUAGAUUAUUUAUUAUUUUCUUUCGUUAUUAGCUUGAGUUGAAAAGAAGAUAACAUUAUUUGGCUUAUAGAUCUUAAUUGUAAUAUGAAAAUUUAAUCGAAGAAUAUUUACCCACUUGGAUAGUGUUGAUUAAAUAUGAUAAACAACAGGGUCAAUUAAAGAUAGAUAAAAUAAAUAGAAUUAUGAGAGAUACUUUUAAUUUCUUGAAUGAUCAAAAAUUUAGAGAAUUCUUAAGAGAUUCAAAUAUUCAACCUCUUGAAGGACCUACUAAAAAAUAAUUUAAUUUUGAAGAGUUAUUAUUAAAAGAGCUUUUGUUUAAAUCUUAAAAUAAUCAAAUUACAAAGUUUGUAGGUUAAUUUAUUAACAAUUAAAAAAAAUGGUAAUUUUAAAUUACCAAAAUUUACUUCAAUUCAAUUGAACCAACUAUUCUAUUAUUAUUUAUAGAAUAAGGAGAAAAUUUAUAUGAAUUCUACAAUCACUAAUUAAAAUGGCGAGACUAACAAUUAGUUAAUCAUAGCAAACAAUGUUUAAAUUAUAUAAAGGAUUAAAUAAAUAUGUUAAAAUUCCUUAAAUAAAAAGCAAAUGUUCAAUAGAUGUUUCAGAUAACAAAUUCCAUUAGUAAUAGUUAUGCUCUUUUUAACUAAAGCUUGAAUAUAUACAAUAUAACUUAGAUAACUUAUAGUAAAUUAAAAUAUAAAAUCAAUGAAUUCUAAUUAAUUGAUUUAAUUAACUAAUUAAAGGAAGAUCUAAAAUUUACUAAUAAUUAGAUAAAAAUGAAUAUAAUAUUGAAAACAGAUAGAUCAAAAAUGAUAUCCAUUAUUCUGAGUAUUUCUGAAUUUAUAAAGAUUAUGUUGGCUAUUAUAUCAAAUGAUGAAAAAGUAUUAUAUGAGUGCCAUCCAUAAGGAUUUCCAAUCUAAAUUAAAUUUAAAAGAAUGAAACAUUAAAGAGGUUGUUUAAAAAUAACAAUGAAACAUCAAAACUUAAAGAUUCCACACUAGAUUUAAGAAGCACUACGAAAAACAUCAUCAUAUACUGAUCAUAAAAAAAGGAAUUGGGGAGUUAAUCACUAUUAUGAAAAUAUCUAAAAUUUAAGUGAUUAGAUUUAAAAUUUUAAUAUAAAGGCCUAGAAAGCAACAAAGAGUCAAAUAUCUUUAUUAGAUAUUGAUUCUUCAUUGUAAUAGAAGAAUUAAGAAAUGUAUUUGAGAGGAAGUACAGAGCCAUUUAGUACUUUGGGCUUACCUUUAGCAUAAUAUUUAGUUUGCCAAUUAGGACCAAAUAAUCAAAUUAAUUUUAAAGAUACUCAAUCAUAAAAUAUGGAAGACUCUUUGUCAUUUCGAAAUUUUGCUCCAUAUACAAAGAUAAGUUUUACAAUCUAUGAAGAUUUGAAUGAAUUUAUAUAUCAAUUGAAUGAGCUAGAUUCAAAUCCAUAUUUAUAGUGCUUUAUUUCUAAUGAAAUAUAGUAAUCAACAUUUAAAACAUUCUAAACUUUAUCUCCAACACAGAAAAUAAAAAGAGGAAGUCUAUAAUCACUAAUCAAUACUUAAUUAAAUUGA